Drosophila rhopaloa is the source of this 1075-nucleotide messenger RNA. RefSeq names its product hsp70 nucleotide exchange factor FES1. The transcript is spliced from 5 exons. NCBI's taxonomy places the organism in Eukaryota, Metazoa, Arthropoda, Insecta, Diptera, Drosophilidae. The record is from RefSeq and is a predicted model, not a curated record. The coding region runs from base 94 to 1011 and encodes 305 amino acids.
CGGUGUUUUGCGAUAUACGUCAAGUACCAUCACUAAUUAUUGUCAAAAACAAAAAUUAAUUUGGUUUGCAGAUAGUCUGUUUAUUUUUCAAAAAUGACCGAUCCGAACGUACCAAGGGGAGCAAUAAGUUAUCAGAAUGUGCUGAAAUAUUCGGUACAACACCACGACCAAACUGGACAGCCAAAAUUGGAUGAAGCACCAGAUGUUGAGAGACAUGAAUUCUUGGCAAAUGCCCUAAAUGCCAUGACAACAGAUGCAUCAGCAGCACUAAAAGCAGCUUUGGUCAUACUCAAUAGUGAUGAAGCCAGCACAGAGGAUCAAAUCGAAAGUCUAGAGGCCAUAAGGACAUACAUUGACGAUAUCGAUAAUGCCAUCUCCCUGGUAAAGCUCGGUGGAACCGCGACUCUACUUCGCUAUAUAAAGGAUUCAGAUAGUGAAGUACGAAUUUCGGCACUCAAUACAGUUGCUGAAGUGGCACAAAAUAAUAUCUUUUGUCAAAACGCCCUCAUAAACGAUAAGUUUUUACCUGUACUUACAAAGAACUUGAGCAAUGCCAAUCAAGACAUCGUGCGGAGUUCAAUUUAUGCGAUAUCAUCGCUAAUACGAAACUUUCAGCCGGGAUAUAAUGAGUUUAAACGAAUAAAGGGUAUCAGAGCUUUGAUACCCUGUCUAAAAUCAACAAACUCGAAUGUCUACAUAAAGACCGCAUUUCUUAUAGCAUCUUUAACGUCGGGGGACAAGUCGGUCAGAGAUGAUUUUGUCAAGGCGGAGGUAUUUCCUGUGCUAGUGGAAAAUCUAAAACCCAUUGAAGAAUAUGAUGUGAAGCAAGAAACCACUUUGUUUGCGCUAUCUUCUCUUUCAUUGGAAUCAGAUUUAAAACUGUCCACAGAGAAGCGCAAUGACAUCUUGUCUUCUCUACAACUUUUUAUUUCGAAAAACAAACAGACGGAAAAUUGCGAAGAAAUGGUUAACUAUGCAAGAAUUAUUGUGGACAACUUAAAUGCACGUUAAGCCUUAAAAGAAAUAAAUUUUGCACGUAAAUAGGAUGAUAAAUAAAAAAUGUGGACAAAUCAAA